Molecule: messenger RNA, 177 nt
Organism: Cylicostephanus goldi
Lineage: Eukaryota; Metazoa; Nematoda; Chromadorea; Rhabditida; Strongylidae
Source: the annotation of a GenBank genome assembly
UUAGUGUUCGAAGACUCUGUGAAUGGAGGAAAAGCAGCGUUGGCGGCUGGUAUGAAAUGUGUCAUGGUGCCGGAUGAUAAGUAUCUUGAAGAAGCAAAAAAACUCAAGGUCGACAAGGUCCUGAAGAGCUUAGAUGACUUCAAGCCAGAAGAAUUUGGUCUUCCUGCGUUCGACUGA